AAGCUCUCACCAUAAAACCCUAAGCUCUCACCAUGGCAACCCACCAACCCUUGCUUCAGCCUCCAUCGCCAAGACCUUCUCACACCUUCAAGAAUUUCCUCUGCCUUCUCCUCUCCCUGUCUGCCAUUGUGGGCCCAACAGCCCUAAUUGCCUUCCACCUCAUCAAGUCCAGCCCCUCUGAUCAACCCUUCCUCGCCCAAGUUUGCGCCCGAGCCCAUGACCCCGAUUCCUGCUGGAGCCUGCUUUCAGAGGUCGGGCCGGUCACCCGAACCAACGGUGCAGAUCUUCUCCAGAUUUUCCUCAUGAAAUCGGCGGUUCACCUCCGAAAUGCCAUUAAGUUGGCGGCGGAUGUCCGCAGUCGGAUCAACGACCCGAGAGAGGGAUCCGCCGCGGCCGACUGCGCCUACCUGAUGGACCUAUCCAUGGACCGGAUAACCAACUCGGUAUCCGCCCUCGGGAAGCGAACCUCUGGUUCCGGAUCCUUUUCGGAUGCCCACACGUGGCUGAGCGCCGUGCUCACCAACUACGUCACGUGCCUAGACGGCCUCACCGGGUCGGGCCGAUCCGCGAUGGAGCCCGGUCUGGGGGACUUGAUAUCCCGGGGGCGGGCGGCGCUUGCGAUGCUGGUCGCGGUCUCGCAGCCGGACGAGGAGGAGUUGGGCCGGUCGGGGAGGGGGGAGUUUCCGGCGUGGGUCUCUCGCGAGGACAGGAGGCUCCUGGAGGCGACAUCGGCGAGGGAGAUCAAGGCUGACGUGGUGGUGGCGAAGGACGGGAGCGGGAGGUACAAGACGGUGGGGGAGGCGGUGGCGGCGGCGCCGGAGAAGAGUCAGAGCCGAUACGUGAUACACGUGAAGAAGGGGACGUAUAAGGAGAACGUGGAGGUGGGGAAGAAGAAGACGAACGUGAUGAUUGUUGGGGACGGCAUGGAUUCGACGAUUAUUACGGGGAGCUUGAACGUCGUUGAUGGGUCUUCCACCUUCAACUCUUCCACCGUCGCCGCCGUUGGCGACGGAUUCAUUGCCCAAGACAUAUGGUUCCAGAACACCGCCGGGCCGCAGAAGCAUCAAGCAGUGGCGCUCCGAGUCGGCGCCGACCAAUCAGUCAUAAACCGCUGCCGCAUCGACGCCUACCAGGACACCCUCUACGCCCACUCCAACCGCCAAUUUUACCGCGACUGCUUCGUCACCGGCACCGUCGACUUCAUCUUCGGGAACGCCGCCGUCGUCUUCCAGAACUGCAAGCUGGUCGCCCGAAAGCCCAUGGACAAACAAUCCAACAUGGUCACCGCCCAGGGCAGGGUCGACCCGAACCAGAACACCGGCACUUCCAUCCAGUACUGCGACAUAGUGGCCAGUUCGGAUCUUGAACCCGUGAAGGGUAAGAUCCAAUCGUACUUGGGUCGCCCGUGGAAGGAGUACUCUCGGACCGUGGUGAUGCAGUCCUCCAUUGGGGACCAUAUUGACCCGGCAGGGUGGGCACCGUGGAGCGGGGAUUUUGCUCUGAAGACGCUGUACUAUGGGGAGUACUUGGACAAGGGAGCGGGUGCGGGUACAGGCAAACGGGUAAAAUGGCCGGGUUACCAUGUGAUCACUAGUCCAGCAGAAGCAAAGAAAUUUACGGUGGCUGAGCUGAUACAAGGAGGAGUAUGGUUAAAGAACACUGGAGUUACUUUUACUGAAGGGCUGUGAGUAUGAUCAAUUCCUAAUCGAACCUCCAAUGUGCUUGUGUGAGUGUGCCACUAUGUUUUUUAGGUACCUUUUCUUGAGGCUUGUUUGGGUUUUUCCUUGUCCUUUUUUUUUUUUUUUUUGAGUUCUGGCGUUGGAGUGUGACAAUAAGCAGAGUAAAGUAACUAAAAAUAAUAACAAUUAACUUAAU
This is a messenger RNA of Malania oleifera, 1875 nucleotides long. RefSeq names its product pectinesterase-like. Gene Ontology annotation, biological process: cell wall modification. Gene Ontology annotation, molecular function: pectinesterase inhibitor activity; pectinesterase activity. The transcript is spliced from 2 exons. The coding region runs from base 33 to 1688 and encodes 551 amino acids. Lineage: Eukaryota; Viridiplantae; Streptophyta; Magnoliopsida; Santalales; Ximeniaceae. The record is from RefSeq and is a predicted model, not a curated record.